Messenger RNA from Paramuricea clavata, 1800 nucleotides. The record is from the annotation of a GenBank genome assembly. Lineage: Eukaryota; Metazoa; Cnidaria; Anthozoa; Malacalcyonacea; Plexauridae.
ACACGGCGUGUGGCGGUAGUUGUCAUGCGAACGCUCAAUGCGAGCUAGAUGGGCUAACCUAUAGAUGUCGGUGUCAAAUUGGAUACGCGGGGAACGGAACAUACUGUGAAGGUACGAAAAUUAAAACAUUGCCAUAUUAUUCUCUCGCGUACACAGCUUGAUCCACCUUGUAGGAAAAAGUACUCCGCACGAAAAUUUCACACAAGUUUUAAAAAUUAUGUAUAAAGAGGAUUGCAUCUGUUCAGUAGUGGUUUACAGGGUCCAUAAUACACACAUACUAAAACAACUUGAAUAAUAACUGAUAAAUGAAUAAGGUGAUAUUACACGUGGUCAGUCGUUUGUCUGUUUCAGACAUAUAACACGACGUUUAAGGUAUCCCAGUAUUCCCAUCUCAAUGUUAUUAUUUUUAUCCAGUAUUGUAUUCAUUGAUUUUCAAAUGAGUAGAAAAUUAUGUUGAACUUACUAAUUGAGAUGGAAAUUAUCUUGUUUGACUAACUUACGGUGUUUGUAACUUAACUCAUAAAAGCAGGGUUUGAAUUAUCUCAACAUCCAGAAAAAUAAUCCGUUGAAGGUUUUAGCUUACAAACCACGAUCACGAGGAAAUCAUUUAUCUGUCAGUUUGUAUUAUUUUUGCGAUAGUUCUGUUCGGAGCUCUUUAAAUUUUUGUUUUCUAUUUUUUUGCAUUGCUUUCAGGCGAGAAUUAUGGAACUAUUAUACUAUUUCACUGAUUUUGUUGUGAAGCAAACCUAACAAUUGUUUUACUUCCCUGCAUGCCAUUUAAUACUUAUUUUAUUGUAAUCCAGUAGUAAUCAAAAUCUAUUAUCAUUAUUUUUCUUUUUAAAUAUCCGCUGUUCUGCAUGCCAUCCAGUCACUCUUGAUGUAGUUUUGACAUAGUUCUAAUGUAACUUUUUUGUUGUGUUUUUGCUGAUGUUAUACCCUUACAGCCCAAAACGACGUGUAGAAUGCACCAAGUGCUUCCAAAUGCCAAUUUAUAUUAAGCUCGCCCCAUUUCUCUGUCAUUUGUCGCGCGCCGCAAGCACUCCAAUGAAAAGCUUGCUACUCGAGUGCGGUCUACAAAAUAGUCCAAUGCCGUCUGCCAACUGAAGCAAGUCGGUUCUUUAGGUGAUAUUUCAAAACCCAAUCUUCUUCAUGCCACGUAUGUAUACAGCUAUUUCAAUUAAGGUUGUCGCCCGAGCAAAGCGGAAAAGUCGAAUACGAGCGCGAAAGGCUGCUGGGAUUCCCUAAUAAAUUAACAAAUUUAUUAGCAAUUCCCAGCAGCCUUUCGCGCUCGUAUUCGACUUUUCCGCUUUGCUCGGGGAACAACCUUAAUUGAAAUAGCUGUAUGUCUAUGAUCGAACGUCUGAUGGUUGUGGUGUUGAACUCAUUAAACGUAUUUACUUUUUUGUCUCUCUGCACCAAGCUGAAAAAUUGGUUAACUGGGUUCAACACGAUAAACAUUAAAAUGACAGAUCAUAUAGUCAUCUGACGAUAUCGAAAGGACUGGAUUGAAAUUAUUACCCGUAUAAACUGGAACCGACUUGAAUUCGUAGUUCAGGUGGUAGAGCAUUGGACUAGCAAGCCAAAUAGCUCGGGUUUGAUUCCCACUGAGGAAUGUUCACAAUAAUGUUCGUUUAGUUGAUUAUUAUCAUUAUUUUCGUCAUUAUAGACAUAAACGAAUGUACUGUUGGAACUCACAACUGUCACGAAAAUGCAACCUGUACAGAUAAUGUAGGAAGUUUUUCAUGUCAAUGUAACGCUGGUUACUCAGGCAAUGGUGUCGCCUGUUCUAGUGAGUUUUCU